Apus apus (common swift) is the source of this 1344-nucleotide messenger RNA. RefSeq names its product transmembrane protein 70 (gene TMEM70). The record is from RefSeq and is a predicted model, not a curated record. NCBI's taxonomy places the organism in Eukaryota, Metazoa, Chordata, Aves, Apodiformes, Apodidae. The transcript has 3 exons. Bases 399 to 1124 code for a protein of 241 amino acids. Gene Ontology annotation, biological process: mitochondrial proton-transporting ATP synthase complex assembly. Gene Ontology annotation, cellular component: mitochondrial membrane.
CGGGCCGGCGGGACCUGCCUCGGGCCGGCGGGACCUGCCCCGGGGCGGCGGGACCCGCGGUGCCCGAGGGCCUCUGUUCCCCGGCGGCGCGCGGGGCAGGCUCGGCCCGAAACCCGCCGGAUCCGGGGCUCCCAGGCGGGCGCACGCCUGGGUUCCGCCCGCCCCGCUGUACCCGUGAGCGCGGCGGCGCCCCUGGGCGCCCGGCGGAGAAACCCAGCCGGCCCGCGGGCCGGGCGCUGCACGGGCGCUCGGAGGCGGGCCGCGGCUGCCCGGUGUGGGAGCGGCGGAGGCGGGCGGGCCGUUCCCGCCGCCGGAACCAAAGCGCGGGGCUGCGGGGGUUGCCGGCUGUGGCACCGCUCCGCGCUCACCGCCGGCCGGGCGCUGCGGGACGGCCCGACAUGCUGCCGCUGCUGCGGGCCGCCGCCUGCCGCCGCGGCCCCCCCGCCGCCUCCGCCCGCGCCGCCGCCGCCGCCGCCGCCUGGCUGCGGGGCGCCGCGCACCGCGGGCUGCCGGCCGCCUGCCGCCGCCGGGCCGCCCCGCCUGCCGCCGCGGGGGCCCCGCAGGUUACAUCUUUUCGAGGAGCAGCUGUUCGCAGCCUCUGCACAUCCUCCUCUAAUGAUCACCCAGAACAUGGAAGAUUAGUUUACAAAGGAAAUUUGGCAAAGGCAGUGUUAGCCGUGAAGUUUUUCUCGUACUCCACCAGCAUAUUCAACCUUUUCAUGAUGCCCUACAUUAUGCUCAAAACUGGGAUUGGAUUUGAAAGCCUGUUCAUACAAGCUGCCUUUUACGGGUUGAUCGGGUUUUUUACAUUCGUCACACCAGUUACUUUGCACGUCCUCACCAAGGGCUACGUGGUUCGACUCUAUUACAAAGAUGAGGUGGACACGUACACGGCCAUUACGUACAACGCCAUCUUGACAGAAAAAGCAACUGUUUUCCAUCAGAAAGAUGUGAAGAUUCCAGACAUCACCAAGAUGUUCACAACGUUUUAUGCCAAAACAAAAUCGAUGCUUGUUAAUCCAACGCUUUUCCCGAAUCCUCAGGAUUAUCACCAUCUCAUGGGCUAUGACAAAUCCUUGUUUUUUAAUUUAGAGGAGGAAAAGGAAGAUGGUGAAAGAAAAUAAUUUUAAGAUAACGAAUGUCACUGUCACUGUUUGUGGUGCAGUGCUAGGUAUGUGAAAGAAUGUAAAGUUCUAUUACAUUUUCUUAAGUAUCAGGUAUCUCAAGUUCCCCAAACUCAUUUUGGAAUGUAUAAAAAACCUUUUUUUUUCUUUUUUUUUUUUCUAAAUAAUUGUAAACAACGUGACAGUUUCUUCAGAAGCAUAGUAAAGAAAAAGAUGCCUA